AUGUCCACCAAUAGCUUCUCACCCACGCUCCUCCUUCCCACCAAUGAGCCCAAUGAAGUAAAGGAGGCGGUCUAUCGGCGGGCGCAUCUCCCAACCAGAUCUCGGCUACGGCUCUCCAAUGAGUGUGGGCAGCGGGGGCCGGGGGCGGGCCGAGCGGAGCAGCUGUCAGGGGGCGCGCGGUCCGGAGCAGGAGGCGGCGGCGGCGGCGGCCCCGGGAGCGAGUGUCCCUCGGCCGGCCCGAGAUGGUCCGGGGCGUCGUGGGCUGGGGCUGCUUGUGGCUGUGGUGCUCCGCGUGCGUGCUGGCCCACGCACACCCGGUACGAGCAGAUCCAGCUUGUCCCGGCUGACCCCCCGGAGGCCUGUGGAUCACUGAACAACGGGUUUUUCAUCCAGGACCAGAUUGCCUUGGUGGAGCGGGGGGGCUGUUCCUUCCUCUCCAAGACGAGGGUGGUACAGGAACACGGGGGCCGGGCAGUGAUCAUCUCUGACAACGCGGCCGACAAUGACAGCUUCUACGUGGAGAUGAUCCAGGACAGCAGCCACCGCACAGCCGACAUCCCGGCUCUCUUCCUGCUGGGCAGAGAUGGCUACAUGAUCCGCCGCUCCCUGGAACAGCACGGGCUACCCUGGGCCAUCAUCUCCAUCCCGGUCAACGUCACCAGCAUCCCCACGUUUGAACUGUUGCAGCCACCUUGGACAUUUUGGUAGAAGAUGCCGGGCCCCCCCAGCCUCCAGAUUCUGGACUGAGGGAAAGGAGGCACCCGAACCCUGGCCUCUGGUUGAGGCUGGACAGCCCCAGAAGCUGGGGUUAGGCUGAGCGAGGGGGGGGGGGGCUCCCAUCCAUCACUUUGGCUAAGCCAUGCAUCACCCCCUGCCUCGCCCAAGGGCCCACACCUCUGGGAGACGGUGCCCAGAGCUAGGCUAGUCACAGGCUGGGGCACAGGGACCAGGGAGGGGCACGGGGGCAAGCCCCUUCUCUGGCCCCCUGCAUCAAGCACAAUAAAGCCUUGAGAGAUUUUUA
This is a messenger RNA of Sarcophilus harrisii (Tasmanian devil), 1021 nucleotides long. It is a transcript of the gene PRADC1, whose product is annotated as protease associated domain containing 1. The coding region runs from base 1 to 708 and encodes 235 amino acids. The record is from RefSeq and is a predicted model, not a curated record. The transcript is spliced from 5 exons. Lineage: Eukaryota; Metazoa; Chordata; Mammalia; Dasyuromorphia; Dasyuridae.